Molecule: messenger RNA, 1177 nt
Organism: Cryptomeria japonica (Japanese cedar)
Lineage: Eukaryota; Viridiplantae; Streptophyta; Pinopsida; Cupressales; Cupressaceae
Product: large ribosomal subunit protein uL2x
Exons: 2
Coding region: 147-929 (260 amino acids)
Biological process (GO): cytoplasmic translation
Cellular component (GO): cytosolic large ribosomal subunit; ribosome
Molecular function (GO): structural constituent of ribosome; RNA binding
Source: RefSeq, a predicted model, not a curated record
UUUAAAGUAGACAUGCGAAACAUAUUAGGGUUUUCAAAACCCUAGACUUGGUUAUAUUUUUUAUCGGGUUGAUAAAAAAUUGGUUCGUCUUAGGAAAACAGCCUUUAUCUCCUCCAUUAGCCAACGUAUUUCCGGUUCGCUCGAAAAUGGGUCGCGUGAUCAGAGCACAGAGGAAGGGAGCAGGCUCCGUGUUCAAAUCCCACACGCAUCACAGAAAGGGCCCUGCGCGCUUUCGUAGUUUGGACUACGGUGAACGAAAUGGGUACCUGAAGGGCAUCGUUACAGAAGUCGUUCACGACCCGGGGCGCGGCGCUCCCCUUUGCCGCGUCAACUUCAGGCAUCCCUUUCGUUACAGGCAGCAAAAGGAGCUAUUCAUCGCGGCCGAGGGUAUGUAUACUGGUCAGUUUAUUUACUGCGGUAAGAAGGCCAAUCUGACUGUGGGGAAUGUCUUGCCUCUGAGAUCUAUUCCUGAGGGUGCUGUGGUUUGUAACGUGGAGCAGCAUGUGGGCGAUCGUGGCUCCUUUGCCAGAGCUUCUGGAGAUUAUGCCAUCGUCAUUAGUCACAACCCUGAUAAUGGCACUUCCAGGGUAAAACUUCCAUCUGGAGCUAAGAAGAUUGUGCCUAGUAGUUGCAGAGCCAUGAUUGGGCAGGUUGCUGGCGGUGGAAGAACAGAAAAGCCAAUGCUCAAAGCAGGAAAUGCUUAUCACAAAUUUAGGGUCAAAAGAAACUGUUGGCCCAAGGUUCGUGGUGUGGCAAUGAACCCUGUUGAGCAUCCUCAUGGUGGUGGUAACCAUCAACACAUUGGGCAUGCCAGUACAGUGCGUCGUGAUGCUCCUCCAGGACAAAAAGUUGGUCUCAUUGCUGCUAGGAGAACUGGUCGUCUGCGUGGACAGGCUGCAACGGCAGCUUCAAAGACAGAAAAGACUUAGCAUGCACACCUACUCAAUCAGAAUUAAACAAUUAUAGAGUUUAGUUUCUUUUCUUCUUUAGGUUGCUUUGUGUCAUCAACUUAUGUGGACCAGGUUGUAAACUAUGUUUCCCAUUAUUGUUUCUUAUCAUUAGUGGUUUAUUGUUGAUUCAAAAUUUUGGGAAAGACUUCAAACUAGGUUGUAAUCCUCGUUUACUUUUAUUGUUUGAGGCUAUUUUUUGUUCUGUCAUAUUAAUUGACUUUGUUAUA